This is a messenger RNA of Capsicum annuum, 2195 nucleotides long. Its product is annotated as D-xylose-proton symporter-like 3, chloroplastic. The coding region runs from base 249 to 1922 and encodes 557 amino acids. Lineage: Eukaryota; Viridiplantae; Streptophyta; Magnoliopsida; Solanales; Solanaceae. Gene Ontology annotation, cellular component: membrane. Gene Ontology annotation, biological process: transmembrane transport. The record is from RefSeq and is a predicted model, not a curated record. Gene Ontology annotation, molecular function: transmembrane transporter activity. The transcript is spliced from 14 exons.
AGAGUUUUUUCUCCUCUUGGGGUCGAAAUAUUGAUAUUGGGAGAUUGAAAAUCAGCUAAAUGGGCCUUAAAUAUUUUUUUUCUCUAAAAAAAAUUGUUGUAUGGUUGAUGUUUGAGCGUUACUAUUGAGCUAAAAUUUGUGGAUUGUACGCAGCGGGACCCGGUAUAACAAUAGAAGUGUAAGUCAAUUUGAUCGUUUUAUUGGCAGCCUUGUUGUUUCCAACUCUCCAUAGGUGUAGUACUGCAUAAAUGGCUUUCACUUCUCUACAACUUUGGUACAAUUCCAGAGGGUCAAUGACACUCUCAAAACCACCAUUGCCAAUUCGAUCCAAGAGCCUCAUCUCCAUUUCCUGCAAUUUCACUGCUAAGAACCUAAAUCAAUGUACACGAGAUUGCUCAUUCAUGCCAAGGAACAAGGAAAAUUUUCUGGGAAACAAAGUGCCAUUACUUCCUAACGGCAGGCUCAGACUGAAGGUUUCGGCAUCUUCAGGAGAAGAAGCUGAGUCAGCAUAUCUAGAGGAGUUCAGUUGGUCUUCUGUUAUUUUGCCAUUUAUCUUCCCAGCCUUAGGUGGGUUGUUAUUUGGCUAUGAUAUUGGUGCGACCUCAGGUGCUACCAUCUCAUUGCAGUCGCCUGAGUUUAGUGGAACAACUUGGUACAGCCUCUCAGCUGUUCAGCUUGGUCUUGUGGUCAGUGGUUCCCUUUAUGGAGCUCUUAUUGGCUCCAUACUCGCCUACCCAUUUGCUGAUUUCCUAGGAAGGAGGAGGGAACUGAUCAUAGCAGCCAUUUUAUAUGUGGCUGGCGGUUCAUUAACUGCCUAUGCUCCAGGACUAGGGGCACUCUUGUUGGGCCGUCUUGUUUAUGGACUAGGAAUUGGUCUGGCGAUGCAUGGAGCACCUCUAUAUAUAGCAGAGACUUGUCCAUCCCAAAUCAGAGGGACAUUAAUAUCUUUAAAAGAGCUGGCAAUAGUAUUGGGUAUUUUGCUGGGUUAUUCUGUAGGUAGCUAUGAGAUUGAUGUCAUUGGAGGGUGGCGUUACAUGUUUGGAUUAAGUGCUCCAAUUGCUUUGUUGAUGGGAUUUGGCAUGUGGACUCUCCCGCCCUCUCCCAGAUGGUUACUUCUGAGGGCAAUUCAAGGUAAAGGACCAUUGCAGGAAUACAAAGAGAAGGCUAUUGGAGCAUUGAGCAAACUGAGAGGCCGCCCUGCUGGUGAAAAAGUAUCUGAAAAACAAAUAGAUGAUACUAUUAUGUCAUUGAAAACUGCCUAUACAAAUCAAGAAGCUGAAGGAAAUUUUCUGGAGGUAUUGCAAGGGCCAAGUUUGAAAGCAUUUCUAAUUGGAGGAGGUUUGGUCCUUUUUCAACAGAUAACUGGGCAGCCAAGCGUUCUGUAUUAUGCUGGUUCAAUUCUUCAGAGUGCUGGUUUUUCUGCAGCUGAAGAUGCUACUCGAGUUUCAGUCGUUAUUGGUAUAUUUAAGUCACUGAUGACGGCAGUCGCUGUCCUAAAAGCUGAUGACCUUGGGAGAAGGCCAUUGUUGAUUGGAGGAGUCAGUGGAAUUGCCCUAUCACUGUUUCUUCUUUCAGCUUAUUAUAAAUAUCUCGGCAGUUUCCCUUUGGUUGCUGUGUCUGCUCUGCUUCUCUACGUGGGAUGCUACCAGAUAUCUUUUGGGCCUAUUAGCUGGCUUAUGGUAUCAGAGAUUUUCCCACUCCGCACGAGAGGGAAGGGGAUAAGUCUGGCAGUUCUCACCAAUUUUGGUUCUAAUGCGAUAGUGACCUUUGCCUUUUCACCUCUGAAGGAGUUGCUUGGGGCAGAAAAUCUUUUCCUUCUAUUUGGAGUGAUUGCUUUGUUGUCUCUUCUGUUUGUGGUCACCUCUGUUCCAGAGACUAAAGGCUUGAGCUUAGAAGAAAUUGAGUCCAAACUCUUGAGGUGAAGACAUAGUUUUGUGUCCUUGAGCAUACAAAUAGAAUAGUUGAUCUCUUCUUUUAUGUAUCAAUUCUAUCAGAAUACAUGUUUUAUCGUUGUUCUGUAAAUGAUAAACUGGGUUGAUUUCUGUGGCUGUAGUGUGGGCUUAACUGGCUGGUAGAAGUUAAAAACAUUCUUAGUUUUCUUUUGAGAAGCAAAACAACAUUUUUACUGUGUUUUAACUUUGAUGGUCUUGAGAAUGAUUUAUUCCUAGCAAAGGAAGGAAGCAUUCUUGUUUUUA